AGCCGGGCUUGUCUUGGGCGCCGAGCGUCGCCGGUAGGUAGGUCAUAAUAGUCGUCUGUUUUGUCCCCGGUAUAAAAGAGUCCAUCAACGGCUGAAGUCAGCCACUCCCUCGCCAACACUGGUCUGCAACGGAUCAGUCAAAAAAAUCAGAAACAUGAGGUUGGUUUUGGCGUGCGUCCUGGCCGCGGCCUGCGCAGCCGUCGCAUACGCGUCGUGCGACAAGGAGCUGCUCAACGAGCUGUCCGUCUACAUCAAUGGCAACAACAUCGUCUUCCCCUGCGCCUCCACGGAGAAGAUCUACAAGAAGUCCGGCCUGUACGUGCCCAAGAACAUGAUCGCCACCCGCGUGCAGAUCUCCGGCUCCGACGUGUUCGUCGCCACCCCCCGCUUCCGCGAGGGAGUGCCCUUCACCCUGUCGCACCUGAACCUCAAGGACAAGGCCUGCGCACCCACCCUCAGCCCCUGGCCGUGCUGGUCGCUCCAGGAGGAGGGUAACUGCGACGCUCUCCAGAACGUCGUCGACCUGUUCAUCGACGUCAACGACAUCCUGUGGGUGCUCGACGUCGGUAUCACCAACACCCUGGACAACCCCACCCGCCGUUGCGCCCCCAAGGUCGUCGGUUUCAACAUCAAGACCGGCAAGCUCGUCAAGUCCAUCGACCUGUCUGGCCUUGUGUGCUCUUCCAGCCGUCUGCAGUACCUGGUUGUCGACUACACCCCCGACGGCAAGUGCUACCUGUACGUGUCCGACGCCGCCACCCGCGCCAUCCUCGUCUACGACAUCCAGGCCAACCGCGGUUUCCGUGUGGUGCUCCCCAAGGCUGUCCUCCUCGGCGGUGCCAACCGUGACGUCCUCUACCUGGCUCUGAUCCGUCGCCCCGACAACAACAACCUCAUCAUCUUCAGCUACCUGUCCAGCUGCCGCCUGUUCGCCAUCAAGUCCUGCAACCUGCGUCGCGGCUCUGCCAACGGUGUGGUCGUCGAUGUCGGCCCCAAGAACGGCAAGAUCGUCAUCCUGGGUACCGACGGUGCCUCCAACCUGUUCUUCCGUGAGAAGGGAGGCUCCGACAUCUACAUGUGGAACGCCGAGACCUGCUUCAAGCCCGACAACUUCCAGCUGGUGCAGCACGGAAACGACUGCCGCCUGGCCACCCAGGUCGUCCCCGGCUACAAGAGGCUCAUGUGGGUCAUCGAGUCCAACUUCAACGACUACAUCCAGAACCAGGUCGGCUGUCUGGGAGCCCAGGUCGUCCUCCACCCCCUCGUCAAGUCCUGCGAGGACUAAGCUGCGCCGCGCGCUGCACCACCUCAUGAAGGGCGCAUGAGUCACCGAGGGGCGGCCCCGCGGCGGCCCCGGCCGAACACCAGUCCACGCCGCACGCCGCCGGGGCCCCCGGGAGCUGCUCCUCCACGCCCACAUCUGACUGAUCCUCACAGAAAUGUGUGUUAUUGUUAAGUUUUAACUGCACCCCCUCGGGUCUGCGGUCGUCCCGAGCUGCGGGUGCGUUGUUGAGAGAUGCUGUUAACUAUUAAUAAAUUGACCUUAGUGAUACACCCGAUAA
Messenger RNA from Frankliniella occidentalis (western flower thrips), 1562 nucleotides. Its product is annotated as protein yellow. Gene Ontology annotation, cellular component: extracellular region. The transcript is spliced from 2 exons. The record is from RefSeq and is a predicted model, not a curated record. Lineage: Eukaryota; Metazoa; Arthropoda; Insecta; Thysanoptera; Thripidae. The coding region runs from base 155 to 1285 and encodes 376 amino acids.